AUGAGCAUGGCAGUAAUUCGAGAGUUUCAAAUCUGCGAGGAGCUCGGCGGUGGACAAUCCGGCAUCGUUUAUCGUUGCCAAUCCCGCUUAACCCGUGACUCUUUUGCCGUGAAAUCUAUCGACAAGAGGCUAGACUCCUUCCACUCAUUUAAAUACGAGCCGCAGAUACUCCGUCUCCUCAGUCCUCACCCCAACAUAAUCCAACUUCACAGGCUCUACGAGGACGAAACUCACCUUCACAUGGUAAUCGAUUUCUGCCAAAACAAAGAUCUUUUCGAUUUAGUGUCCAACCGUAUAGGUGUUCUUAGUGAAAGUGAAGCCAGAUCCCUCUUUACUCAAUUGAUGAAAGCUAUCUCCCACUGUCAUAAAAAUGGGGUCAUUCACCAGGACAUUAAGCCUGAAAACAUCUUAUUGGACAAGAGAUAUAGGGUAAAGCUUGCAGAUUUUGGGUUAGCUAAGGUUGUUAGUAGGGUGAGAAGUGGACGUGUGGAGUGCUGGGAUUGUGUUGUAUAUCAUGUUUGUGGGUUUUCUCCAUUUAAUGGGGAAACGGUUGAAGAGAUUUAUGAGGCGAUUUUGAGAAAGGAUUUGAGGUUUCCCGAUAAAGUUAUUCGAUCGAUUUCAACAUCAGUUAUUGAUCUUUUGAAGAGGAUGCUUUGUAAGGAUCCUUCCAGGAGGUUGUCUGCUGAAGGAGUACUAACAUAUUUUCUGGACAAGGAUUAUGAAUCUGCUGGGUUUGUUGGAAUCAAACGUGCUGUGCUUGUUGCACAUAUGGCCUUGGUUUUCUAUUCAGAGAGGGUAGCUCUGGUGCUUCUUAUUUGUUCUCUGUUUCUUUUGUUUUAUUCUCCUGAAAUUUCGAAUGGGGAAAAGGGUGCCAGGUGUGAGCGUGGGGUCUUACAACUGCUGGCCAUGGACUUCUUCAGCAGUUCCAUUGUAUUCAAACAGCAAGAUGAACAUCUAUACGAUGAUGAUGAUGUUAUCUAUAAUGAUGUACUUCCAUGGGACACCAUGCAUAAAUCUCUUCCGUUUGCACAUCCAUACCUGGCGUUCCUGGUGUUCGUCCCGUACUCCCUUGAUAGUUUGUUGAUUCCAACAACUGUUUGGGGUUGUUUCCCUGUGUCUCAAAAUGUUUCAGUUGCCAAGUAG
Dovyalis caffra is the source of this 1143-nucleotide messenger RNA. Lineage: Eukaryota; Viridiplantae; Streptophyta; Magnoliopsida; Malpighiales; Salicaceae. The record is from the annotation of a GenBank genome assembly.